This is a messenger RNA of Gongylonema pulchrum, 249 nucleotides long. NCBI's taxonomy places the organism in Eukaryota, Metazoa, Nematoda, Chromadorea, Rhabditida, Gongylonematidae. The record is from the annotation of a GenBank genome assembly.
AUGUCGGUAGCACUGAUGCAUCGAGUUGCAGGUAGACAUGAAACAGCGCCCAUCAAGGAAUUUACCUGGGGUGUUGCAAGUCGCAGUUGCAGCGUCCGAAUUCCUCGUAAAACAGCCGACGAGGGCAUGGGCUAUUUCGAGGAUCGAAGACCGGCAUCGAACUGUGACCCGUACCUGGUGACAAUGGCGCUUGCUCGUACUGUAUGCCUCAAUGAGCGGAAAUUGUCGCUGACAUACACGCCGAAGUAA